AUGUGGGAUCAGACUGCAGAGAAACUCUUCCUUGUGCUAGCUCUGGCAGUGCCAGCGCAGGCAUGUUUCGGCGGCGGUUGUUGCUCCUCACCGCCAUGUGGUAUGCAAAUUCAGUGCUGCUGCCUUCAGCCACCUCCGCUCUGCUUACCCUCACUGUCAUUGGGCGGUUGCUGCGGUGGUUGCUGUUGUCCUGGUGGAGGUGGCGGAUACGGCGGUGGUGGCGGCGGAUACGGUUUGCCGGUUGGCGGCGGAGGAGGAUACGGUUUGCCAGGCGGUGGCGGUGGCUACGCUACUGGAUAA
Molecule: messenger RNA, 300 nt
Organism: Gongylonema pulchrum
Lineage: Eukaryota; Metazoa; Nematoda; Chromadorea; Rhabditida; Gongylonematidae
Source: the annotation of a GenBank genome assembly